UUCCAGCUCCUCAAAUCCAAGCACCCAGCGAGCUCAGGGAGUCAAUCACGGCCCAGGCAGUUUGCUCCGUAGCCUAUCACUGCCCCAACUACCCCAUAACCCUGACGUGGGUCGGUUUGGGGCAUAGGACCCCUGAGCCCACCAUGAGGACGGGGAGCGGAAGGACUGAGAGCACACUGACUUUCACACCCACCUGGCAGGACCAUGGGACAAAUUUAACCUGCCGGCUCAGCACCCCGGCUGGGACACCGAGCUCCGAGAGCAGCGUGGUGCUGGACGUGAAAUAUGCCCUUAAGGGAGUCCAGUUGAACGCGACACCCGGAGAGACUAUCCAAGAGGGGGACAGACUCGUGCUGAUGUGCAUGACCCAGGGCAGCAACCCCCCCGUCUCCACGUACACCUGGUAUAAGGACACACAGUGGCUGCACCAGGGGCAGGAGCAGAGGCUGGAGUUUGAAGCCAAGGGGGAUGAGCAUUCCGGCUCCUAUCGCUGCCAAGUCACCAAUGAAAUACAGACGGUCCGAUCCCCAGCGCUGCGGAUAGACGUCCAGUACGCCCCAAAGGACGUGCGUGUUGAACUGGUGACAGGCUCUCACAUCCAGGAAGGGACCACGGUUGUGCUCAGCUGCUCCUGCAGGGCUCAUCCGCCUGUCAGCAGCUACACAUGGUACAGAAACCGCCAGCACCUCCCAGCACAAACCCAGCAGGAGCUGAGGUUUGACCAGAUCCAUCCCAACCAGUCCGGUUCCUACCACUGCGAGCCUCGGAACAGAGUCGGGAUGUCGGAAUCACCGGCCAUUACAGUCGACGUACAGUACCCCCCCAAGGAAGUACGAAUCACCCUCAAAAACCCCCAGCGCAUCCGGGAAGGCGACGCGGUGACGCUGAACUGCUCCGUGGGCAGCAGUAACCCCCCGGUGACCAAGUACACGUGGUACAAGGAUAACAGCCAGUAUCAGGAGACCCAAGAGAGCGUCCUGACCUUCCCUGCCACAGAGGAGCGGUCCGGUAGCUACAGCUGUGAGGCUCAGAACGCGAUCAGCUAUAGCCAGUCUUCAUCUGUCUCAGUGGAUGUGCAGUGUAAGUCAUCGUCUCCUGGCUUCUCAGGCAAAAUCUUCUUGGAAUUUUCCCCGCAGGUGGGUUAG
Molecule: messenger RNA, 1145 nt
Organism: Chrysemys picta bellii (western painted turtle)
Lineage: Eukaryota; Metazoa; Chordata; Testudines; Emydidae
Source: RefSeq, a predicted model, not a curated record